Asparagus officinalis (garden asparagus) is the source of this 2779-nucleotide messenger RNA. Its product is annotated as pentatricopeptide repeat-containing protein At5g65560-like. Gene Ontology annotation, molecular function: protein binding. The record is from RefSeq and is a predicted model, not a curated record. The coding region runs from base 294 to 2495 and encodes 733 amino acids. The transcript has a single exon. NCBI's taxonomy places the organism in Eukaryota, Viridiplantae, Streptophyta, Magnoliopsida, Asparagales, Asparagaceae.
UAACCCCAGAAACCCCAUCACCAAACCCCCAAUCCGACCUCCUCUCUUUCCUCUCCCUCCCCAAUUGGUCCCAAAACCCUAGCUUCCUUAGCCUCGCCAAAACCCUAACCCCGGUCCACGUCACCUCCGCCCUCCAAACCCUCACCCUCGAUCCCCCCACCGCCCUCUCCUUCUUCGAUUGGAUACCCCGCGUAAACCCUAAUUACAAACAUGCCCCUCAGUCCCACGCCGCCCUCUUCAAAACCCUAAUUCGAUCCAGAUACUUCUCCCCCCUGAGCAAUGUUGCAAUUCGAAUGAUUGGCAGCUGUGACUCCCCUAAAGAUUUGAUCUUUGUGCUGAAUUUGAUCAUUGAAGGUAGUGCCGGAUUCAUCCCCUCGAUUCGAUGCUACAAUAACCUACUGAUUGCUUUGUCUAGGUUUAGAAUGGUGGACGAGAUGGAGGUUGUGUUUCGUUGUGUUAGGAAAAGGAAUAUUUUGCCGAAUGUUGUCACCUAUAACGCUAUGGUUGAUGUUUACUGUAAAGAGGGGAGGAUUGCAGAGGCUAGGGUUUACUUUAGGUCGUUGGUUCAGUCGGGGUUAUGCCCGGAUGUGCAUACGUAUACAUCAUUGAUGAAAGGGUACUGUAGAACAAAGAGAGGCGAGAAUUUGGAUAGGGCUUGUUGGGUACUCUUGGUUUUGUUACCGGAGAAAGGAUGCUCGAGGAAUGUCGUUUCUUAUACUGUUUUGAUUGACGGGUUAUGUAAAGUUGGGAGGUUGAAGGAGGCUUUUUGGUUGUUUUCGUCGAUGGAGAGUGAUGGGUGUUACCCCGAUGUACAUAGUUAUACUGUGGUUAUCGAUAGUUUGUGUAAAGAAGGUAGAGUUAAGGAUGCAGAGACGAAGCUGAAUGAGCUUUUGGAGAGACGUUUUGUGCCGAAUAUUGUCACUUACAAUGCUCUGAUUGAUGGGUAUUGCAAAAUUGGGGAGAUUGAUGCGGCUUUCGGGAUACUGGAGUUAAUUGAGAAGAAGGGGUUGAGACCGAACGUUAGGACUUAUAGCGAAUUAAUUCAUGGGUUUUGUAGGGAGGGCAAGGUGCACAAGGGGAUGGCUUUAUUGAAUAGAAUGAUCGAUGCAGGGAUAUCACCUAAUGUUGUCACUUAUACCAUUUUGAUUCAAGGGCAAUGUAAUAACGGUUGUUUAGAUAGUGCAUUUCGGUUGAUAAAUUUGAUGGAAGGGAACAGUUUGGUUCCUAAUGAAAGGACUUGCUCCAUUCUGAUAGACGCUCUUUGUAGAUGUGGGAGAGUUGAUGAAGCUGUUGCAUUCUUCAGAUCCCUUGAGAAGAAGAGUGUUGCCGUAAAUCAUGCGGUAUAUACUUCAUUGAUAAAUGGGCUUGGUAAAGCAAGAAAGCUUGAGCUUGCCCGUUCUUUUCUAGAGGAGAUGAAUUCAAAGGUGAAAGUACGAGAUCCUUUUGCUGACAGUGCUUUGAUUGAUGCUUUGUGUAGAGAGAAAAGACUGCAGGAAGCUAUGAGAGUACUAGAUACAAUGCUGGAGGAAAAGAUUGUUCCCACAGUUGUAACUUAUACAAGUCUUGUUAUUGAGAUGUUCAAAGAAGGAGAAUUUGGAGAAGCCCAAAGAGUUUUGGAGCAGAUGGUUUCUUCAGGGUGCAAGCCAGAUGUAGGCAUUUAUACUGUGUUAAUUGGUAGUUGUUGCUCACAAGGGAGUCCAGAGGAAGCUGAAUCUGUUAUUUCAUUAAUGAAAGAACAAGGAGUUUUCCCAAAUCUGAUCACUUACAAUACACUAAUUGAUGGAUAUGGAAGAUUGGGUUUGGUUGAUCGAGCUUUCUCUGCUUUCAAGAGCAUGAUAGAGGCUGGAUUUAAGCCCAAUGGUGAUACGUAUUCUCUUUUACUCAGAGUUGUCUUUAAAAAGAGAUCGUCCACUGGUGUCUCAGUUUGCACUGUUGAUAUGUGGAAGGCUUUAAAGAUGGAUGAUGUGCUUGAGCUUAUAAAGGAGAUGGUAAAACAUGGUUUCAUACUUAGCAGUGACACCUAUAACACUCUAGUGACAGGAUUCUGCAAAGUUGAUCGGCUAGAAGAAGCAAGACUUUUGUUCACUCACAUGAAAGAAAAUGGUUUGUCUCCCAUUGAUGAUGUAUAUACCUCCAUCAUAGAUUGUUGCUGCAAAUUGAAAGAAUAUUCAGAAGCAUUGGAACUUAUAAAUUCUGCUACCAGGAAUGGUCUGCUUCCAAGAUUGGAGUCUUAUCAGCUCCUUUUGUCAGGCCUUUGCGAUGAAGGGAAUUUUGAGCAGGCGAAAUUAGUCUUUGAGGAUUUACUUUCCAGGGACUAUAAUUGUGAUGAAAUUGCAUGGAAAAUUCUUGUGGAUGGAUUGCUUGUGCAAGGGCAUUCAAGUAUAUGCUCAGAGAUGUUUUCUAUCAUGAUGGAGAGAAAUUGUUGUUUUAGUUCUCAAACACAUGCUCAGUUGGUUAAGGAAUUCACUGAUGGCAGCAAUGGAGGUGUAAAGUGACAUUAAGCUUGGAUCUCCAUUAAUUCCUAUAUAUGAUGAAUCCAUUAUUUGCCAGAUGCUUGGAUGAGAUGCACUGUCUCUGUGCAUGCUGAGGAACACUAAAAGUCAAGUUCCCGAGGCAUCUGUCAAUAUUUUGGUGACUCUGCAAAGGCAGGCAAGUCAUCCUUCCAUCAUUUUUCAUGUUCUUUUGUUCUUCGAUGUAGUAGCACAAAUUGUAAAUCAUUCUUUCUUUCUUCGAUGUAAUAGCACAAAUUGUAAAUCAUUCUUUCUUUCUGUGAUGUUCU